AUGGCUACCAAAUUAAACCUUUGUGAAACUGCGGAGGAGGGCUACCUUGUCUAUGAAUGCAACCGUAAGUGUAGCUGCAAUAUAGCAUGCCCGAAUAGGGUUUUGCAAAAAGGUGUACGUGUAAAACUGGAAGUCUUCAAAACCGGGAAUAAGGUAAUUAUUUCAACUUUUUGUUGCAUUCUAGAGUGGUGUCCUCUGACAUUGCUCAUGUUGAUCUUCAGGGCUGGUGAACCAAUUCUGAGUGGCACAUUUGUGAGUGAAUAUUUUGGGGAGAUCUUAGGCGAGCAAGAGGCAAACAAGAGGCUUACCAGGUAUGGUAGAGAUGGUUGCAACUAUAUGUUUAACGUUGGUUCUCAAAUAAAUGAUAUGAGCCUGUUAAUUGAAGGACAAGCACGAUAUUUUAUUGAUGCAUCCAAAUACGGAAAUAUUUCCCGGUUCAUCAAUCAUAGCUGCUCGCCAAAUCUUGUGAAUCAUCAAGUUCUUGUGGACAGCAUGGAUUGUCACCGAGCUCACAUUGGUCUCUAUGCCAGUCAAGAUAUAUCUGUAGGUGAAGAGCUGACUUUUGACUAUCGAUAUGAACUGCUGCCUGGACAAGGAUAUCCAUGUCAAUAUGGAGCUUCUACAUGUAGGGGCCGCCUUUACUAA
This is a messenger RNA of Gossypium arboreum, 645 nucleotides long. RefSeq names its product histone-lysine N-methyltransferase SUVR5-like. Bases 1 to 645 code for a protein of 214 amino acids. The record is from RefSeq and is a predicted model, not a curated record. NCBI's taxonomy places the organism in Eukaryota, Viridiplantae, Streptophyta, Magnoliopsida, Malvales, Malvaceae. The transcript has 5 exons. Gene Ontology annotation, molecular function: protein binding.